UGCUUUUGAGCAGCACUAACUUCCUGCUCUUUCAAAGCCUUUAUGCCCUGUACAAGCAAAUAUCGUCUAUAAUUUAACAAUUUAACAUAGAAAAAGUAACAAACAAGAAAUUUCCAGAGAAUGUUAAGCCCAGACGAAUCCGCAAAGUGCAAGGACUUCUUCAUCCCAUAAACCGAUGGAGUGCACGUCAACACCUACGCCACCCUCUCUGAGGUCGACACUGUGCGGAUGACCCAUGAGAUACUCGGGAUUAUCCGAGUUGCGUCCGCUUUCCAGCAGCCGUUCAUUCGUCCAGGGCGUUGGUUCUUCGGUUUGCACGGGCGAUACUAUUUGUUCCGAGACGGAUGAAACGGCUGGUGAUUUCUUGUUUUCGGUAUCAUAUCUCCCAGACUGCUCCAUGGUCGGAAUAAUGAAGGGUUCAACUGACAUGUAGGCUUCCAAUUCGAAUAACAGGGCUCUAGAGCCUAUACAAUCAGAACUGAAGCGAUGCGUAUGGCAAGGCCUGCAAUGCUAAAAGUUCGGGCAAUGAUGAAGAGGAAAUGUCAUAUGGCGAUAUUAAAAGGGGCAGCAUGAACGUAAAUUCGAACCACCGAACAUAUGUAGUGUUGUAAAUUGAAGUAAUGUUACAAUGCUGUUUUGUUGUUGCUGAAAAAUUUCCAAGCAACUGUAAUUACUGCUCACCGAUGCGAUGACGUAAUCCAUCUGCCAAAAGUACGUUCACUGCUACACUUGACCAUUAUUAUAUAAGUAUAGUGAGUACGUUAAUUAGAGGCUUUGGGUAGCGACUUUAAAAAUAAUAAUAAAAAUUGUCAAACUCCAAAAGAAACAAUGCGGGUUUGUGAUUUAACCUUUUCAGCUAUCUUAUUGAUGCAAUGCUGCCAUAAACGUGUUUGAUGAUUUUAUAGCAAUUAGAUUGGCAGUUAUUUCCUUUGCUGCAAAUGAUUUUAACUCUUUCUAAUUCCGAUUUUUAAGUCUGGUUUCGACUUGCGAUACAACAAUUCGAAUAGUAAAACUGCAAAAAAAACAGAAACCACUUCAUAUACAGUACUCGUAUAAACUGGAAUAGAAUUGAUUUCAAAAGGAACAUCUGCAUGAAAAUUAGAACCUCUAAUCUGCCCCAUAAUGCCCAACAAUAAAGUUGGCACCGCUGUGAGAAAGCAUGGAAAAGCCAUCAAGCGAACCCUCAUUCCCACCGAUGAAGCCGAAGAGGGAAAUCAGACCAAGCUUGGUGCCAUGGAAGAGAUCGAGUGGGGAUGGCUGGCUCACGAGCGACGGGAGCGGCGUAUUUACUGGUUCAAAUUAUGGGAUGGGGUCAUGGCUGCCGGCUCCGUAUUGCACGUUACUGUCAUAUCCUUUUGUGCGGCAUUCAGUCCGUACGAUAUUGCUCUGUUAAUUUUGGGCUAUGUUUUGGAUGUAUUCAACUGCGCCGACUUUAUUGGCAAGGUCACUCGCUUUUACGCCCAUGAUCUUCGCAAUCCUGAGAUGCGGAAAGGAAAAUCACGAUUGGACUGGUACAUGCACACCUAUAUGAUCGUCGAUCUCCUGGCGAUUUUACCAACGGAUAUCGUCUGUGUGGCCGUAGCCAGCACAAAUACAAUGCCGGUGUUGGCGUUCCUUAGGUUGAAUCGGUUAUUAUGUGGCUAUCGCGGUUUCAGGUACCUUGGAUUUCUGGAGUCCCACGUCGGCGCAAAUAUGAUCAUUAUACGCAGUAUAUACUACACGGUAUUAUCGUGGAUGACUCUCCACAUGACGGCUUGCAUCUGGUAUUUGAUCCCGUGUUCAACAUGGAGUAAUAUUCGCGACGGUAUGAACCUCUGCUCAGCACCAUCAUGGAUCUAUUCUGGUGGCACGUCCGCGGAUGACAAGAUCACUCACCCAGAGUACAAGAUUGCCGUUCCCAAUCGUAACAUUUACGCAGGCACAUUCGAUCAUGGUUUGGGAACAACCGACUUUGUCCACAUCAAUGCAACGAUUUCGGAGAUCUACAUGUACUCGUUAUACUGGACCAUUACUACCGCUACCACUACCGGUUUAGGCGAAGUACAUGGAAUUUCCUUGAGCGAGAAGUUCUUCGCCCUCUGCACUCAGUUGGUUGGUACGCUCGUCUUAUUUGGCAUCAUCCAGGGCGGCGUGACCUCCAUGCUUACCAAUCUUGACGUGAAUCAGUUUCGCUACAAAAUGCGUGUAGCCGCUAUUACGAACUACUUGCGGGAUCAGAAUCAACCCAGUGAGCUAGUGCGAGAAGUGAACAACUUCUACCGCUAUUUGUGGGAACGAAGCCGCGGUAUGUCGAGCUCUGGACUCUUCGAUCAGCUGCCUUUUGCCUUGCGUUCUGAAAUCUCUUUGGAGCUAACUGGAAAAAUCUUUGAUAAAUCACCGCUAUUCCAGAAUAUCAACGCUAGUUUUCUACGAAUGCUUAGCCUGAAGUUCCGUCCCAUGCUAGCCUUACCCGAUCAGAUUGUCAUGAAGAAAGGCGAACUGAGUAACCUCAUGGUGUACGUGCAGAAAGGUCACCUUGAAGUUCUGAGCGAUGAUGAGAACGAAGUGCCGAUACUUCUGCUGAAACCAGGCAAGGUAUUUGGGGAAAUUAAUUUAAUAACUCGUAUGCCGAGAAAAUACUCCGUCCGGGCAAUUGCACACUGCGACUUAGUGAUCCUGCGAACCGAAGAUCUAAUGGCGUGUCUGCAAGCAUAUCCAGAAAUUGCGGAAGAACUACGGCGGAGGGCAGAAGAACGAGCAGGCAUGAGUCAGCAACAAACACAGGAAGGUAUUCUCGCCGGCAGCGACACGAAUGAGUCAGCGCGUAUGAAAAAGCAAGAGAAAGACCUGGCCACCAAACUGGAGGAGCUGACCCCGAAAAUGGGCACCAAUAUCCGAUCGUUAAUGUCAGCCAUGAAAAUUCGGCGACCGCAGGAAAGACUGCGCGUGUCCGAAUCGAUGGAACUGUUCAGAAUUCGAGAUCCCAUGGACGAAUUGGUGGAUUUCCAUACGAGUGCUUUCAAAGGACGAAUAAUUGCCCGGUACCAUCAUGCCAAGCAGACUUUCUUGGAUUUCAGCCUAGAUCCUGACGGAAUAUUUUUGUAUUUUUGGGAUCGCUUUAUUGUGGCUAUGAUCUUGUGCACCUUCAUUGUGGGUACAUACUCAGCCUUUUUCAAGAGUUACAACAAUCUUUUGGAUGACACUGGUGGUGCCGGAAUUCUUGUCCUCGUGUACUUCAUCGAUAUCGUAUUAUACAUCGAUUUCGCUGUUGGUUUCCUCACCCAGAUAAUCACGCCAAACGGAAAUAUUUCCAAUCAUCGUGCUAUGGCAUUCAGUUAUUUGGGGUCUUGGUCAUUUUGGGUGGAUGUUCUAGCCAUCAUUCCGAUGGAAAUUUUUACCGUGGCGUUGCAACAAGAUCCCACCGAAAGCGAUGCGGACUUUUAUGAACGACAGAUGCACUAUUUUGGGUAUUUGCGACUGAAUCGUUGUAUUAAAGCAUUCAAACUUCCGAAAUUUUUCGACCGGCUAAGCGAUGAGCUGGCAACAUCCAUGGCCACCAUCCGGACCAUCAAGUUCUGUAUCUACAUCAUAUUAAGCAGUCAGUUGGGUGCUUCCAUUUUGAUUGCCGGCACGUGCUCACCGGAGCACUGCCCCACUGAUCCGGCAGAAUCAUGGACCGCGGCCGAUCCACCCAAUAUCACCAUUGACUUCACUUUUGAUUACCGUUAUUCGGCUGCCAUGUAUUAUGCAGUUACGCUUCUGACCAGUGCCGGCUAUGGGGACAUUUUCCCUCGAAACCUGUUGGAACAGUUUCUAGCCAACGUGGUCAUGCUGAUAGGAAUGCUCAUGUACGGCUACUGCCUGGCUGUUCUUACGGCAACUUUGGCUAAUCUGGAUGGGCCGCGGGUGGAAUUUCAGGAGAGGCUGUUCGCUCUGAAGGGUUUCAUGGAAUAUAACAGGAUGGCAGAACUGGUGAAACGACGAGCAAUUGACUCGGUAGCGCUGUUAUGGACAAUCAGCAAGGGUGAAGACAUCCCAGGUGUGAAAAGCAUGACUGCAGAUUUGCCAGAGCAUUUGACAGAAGAGAUUCAAGUCGAGGAUCUCAUCCAUUUGGUGGCUGGUGUUCCGAUUUUCAAGAACAUCGAGGAGAAUAUCUUAAAAAACUUUGCGCCGGCUGUUAGAAGAUAUUUGUUCCCGCCAGGCGAAUACAUAAUUCAGCAUGGUGACUUAAUUAACGAGCUCUUCGUGAUUCGUCGUGGAGUAUGUCAGAUUUUUCAUCCAGAACAACCCAGUAUGGUUAUCAGCGAACUAUAUCCCGGAAUGUAUUUUGGAGAAAUUGGGUUUUUAUUCAAUCACAAUGAGAUUGUCAGCGUUAAAACAAUCACUCACUGUGAAGUUCUAACCAUUCCCCGUCCGGCAUUUGAUAAGGUGGCAUCGUCUGUCAAAUGGUUCUCGCAUCAAAUGAAAGUCAUUGCACAUGAUCAAAAGUACUAUGCCGAUAUGUGCGGCGCAGCACGACUAGCAAAAGCGUUAUCCAAGAAGCGCCGAGAGGAGUCUCCCGUCAAAAUGAGCGAGACUCAAAAACGGCGACUUCGCUUCCGCGAUGACUUUAACUCAUUGAGCGUUCACCCGUUGACCAUGUAUCUUUAUCGCCUUUUGAUGAACCGCACUAUUUCUGUGGAUGGACGGUUUCUCUAUAUCUGGGAGCAAAUCCGUUUGAUAGAAGCAACGGUCAUUUUUGUCUUGGUUUUAAUGCAAGUCACUUACCAGCUCUUCGAUCUUUGGUUGUUCGUGAUCUUAUACCUGUGCGACAUUUAUGCGUUUGUGGACAUUUACAUCAAGUUCCACGUUCAGUACUUUAACGAGACCAACAUCUUGGUCACACAUCCGUAUAUGACCGCGAGGCGCUACCUGCGCUCCAGUUUUUGGAUCGAUCUAUUGGCAGCGUUUCCUUUUGAGCUGGGCUUACUGAUGACCGGCGGAGGAACACUUCUAAGAACGGACCUGUUACACGCUGCUGUUUAUUUGCGAAUGAACCGGAUACUGCAAGUGUACCGAGUACCCCAGGCUUUCGCUUUCUAUGAAUCCGAUAUAAAAAAGGACCAGUCAACCACAUUCUUAAUAAAAUUCCUCAACUAUUUUAUUUUGUUCGUAAUGUUUGCUACGGCGAUGCCGUAUACAGUGCAGUGCACACCAUCAACUUGUGGAUUCAACGUUACUUCAUGCAACACUACAACGUACGACAACGGAUCAGUGAUUUUUAACGAAACGUCAAAGGUCUGUAUGGACUCUUCAUAUUUAUCACUAGCUGGUAUCAAUAGUACGACGUUGCCCUGGGAUCAGUUUGUCGGGGGAUUCUACUGGGCCAUUACUACUGUAACCGUUGUUGGGUACGGCGACAUCCGUGCCACGAAUGAGUCGGAACAUUUCAUAUUCCUUUCCACCAUGAUUGCUGGGUAUAUCUUCUUCAAUUACAUCAUCGCCAGUAUUGCUGCUGCACAAGCCAAUUCCGAUGCGCGACGUUCUCGCUUUUUCGACCGCUUGAAAUGUAUCAAACAGUAUAUGCACCACGAGCACUUGUCGAAGAAGUUAAAGCACAGAAUCGUUCGAUAUUACGAAUAUCUGUGGCUACGUACCCACGGAAUUGAUCCGCAGACUCUGAUUGCCGGUUUGCCGCCUUCUCUAACAUCGGAAUUAGCGUUGCAGCUUUACCGCAAGGUGAUCGAGCAAGUAUCAAUUUUCAAGAACACACCAACUGGUUUCAAGAAAAUGCUGGCGACCAUAAUGAAGCCGCUGUACGUAAUGGAAGGGGAGUAUGUCAUCCGUCAGGAUGAUGUCGGAACAGAUUUGUUUUUUAUGUACCGAGGCAGCAUUGAAGUGCACUACAGUAGCGGAUUUAAAGCGCCACAGCAAAUUCGUUCAGGCCGGAUGAUUGGAGAAGUUGCCUUUUUCCGUAAUGAAACGUCCCGGUUGAGUUUUCGGGCAGCGGAGAACAGUGACCUUUAUUACGUUACUCGAGCCGAAUUCGAUGCAAUUCUAGAGCACUUUCCUGAUGUUAAAGCAAAGUUGGUAGAAGAUAUUCUUUCCAAUCUCACGGCCGAGGAUGACCAGAAGAAUGCAGCUGGGAAGACUGCUGCUCAAGCCCGGCGUCAUCGAUUUCGAGAUUCAUUGGCUGCUGUGCGGAAGAAGAAAGUACCCACUAGUCAAAGGUUGCGCUUGAUGACUAAACAUAUUUUCCGAUCGGACGACAAGUACAUCCGAUACUUCAGCAAGUAUUUUGUUAAUAUGAUUCGCAUGAUUCUAUCGAUGCUAAUAAUGUACCAAGUGGCGUUUACUGAUCGGUCAUAUGCAGUACACUACGUCUUAGAAUCGGUAUUUCUUAUCAAUAUCAUUGCGAAAUUUCGAACUGGCUUUCUGGAUGAAUUCGGAAACGAAGUACUCAACCCAAAGAAAAUUCGCCAGCGUUAUUUAAAGCACGGUAUUUUGGUUGAUCUGUUGAUAUCUUUUCCAUAUGAAGUCUUCAGUUUGGCUGCACCAGUUGACAUUCGCGGAAAAGUAUGGGCAUAUUUGAGACUGCUUAAAGUACCGCCAAUGGUGUACCGUGUGCUGAUAUUUUUCCACGGUUGGUUGGCGGAGUUAGAUAUCAGUAUUCUCUUUGUCCGCUUGACCUAUUCCUUCACGCAACUAUUGUUUUGGCUGCAUUUCUUCUGCUGUGUGGCUUAUUACAUCGCGUGUCCGGAUGGAAACUGUGAUUUUCAGAAUGCAUGGACAAAUAAGGUCAACCUGGAAAACAGCAAUCCCGGUAGCCGCUACAUUGUCACUUUAUACUGGAUCACGACAACCGCCACGACAGCCGGUUAUGGCGACAUUGUCCCCACGACAAAUUUAGAGAGGAUCUUCAUCUGUAUUGUCCAAGUGGCGGGAAAGUUUUUGUUCGGUAUAAUUGUGGGGGAUAUUGCCUCCACCUUGGCCAACCUUGAGGUCAGCCGGCAGAACUUCGAAUCCCGCUUUCAAGCCAUUAAGACUUACCUGUUAGACCAGCAAGCUAAUAGCACAAUCAUCGACCGAGUACAAAAAUAUUUCGAUUAUCUGUGGAAAACGGACAAAGGUGUGGAUGAUAUCAACAGUGUUCUGAAUGAUGCGCCAUUCUGCUUGCGAGCGGAGAUCUGUUUCGCGGUACAUCAACGGGAUCUGCGAGAACUACCACUUUUUCGAGAUGCAUCGGAUGCGUUUCUCCGGAUGAUUAGCACAUGUUUGCACCAAGUGCAAUUUGUGCCCGGGGAUUACGUUAUUCAGCAAGGCGAUUUAGUGGAGGAGAUGUACUUUCUCCAUCGCGGCGAAGUGGUGGAAGUGGAGAGCGGUGUGGAGAUUGGAGUGUUGCGGAGAGGAAGCAAUGUUAAUUGGCAGGCGCUGCUUAUCGAUUGGCCGGCUUCUCGUACUGUGCGAGCCACCGACAACUGCGAAGUCUAUGUUUUGACAAGAACCGAUCUUGAGAAGGUGGUAUCGAAGUAUUCCGCUCAAAUGGGCCACAUAUGCAUGACGAAUCGAAUACGAUUAAGGGAUCUUUUGGAAGAAGAAAAAGUGGAAUUGGAUUAAUUGAAAGUGCGGUUAUGGGUGGAUGUUAUUUCGGAGCAACUGCACCUUCUUUCACAAUUUUACUCUUUUUGCUUGUGUUUAAAAAUUUUAUCACUGUAAUGCACGCAAAAAUACUAAUAAACGAAACUGAUUUUUGUGAGAACUUUCUUUUAAUAACACAGUAAGUCACCAGCCAUACAAACAAACAGAGCGAAAACGACUGCCAGU
This is a messenger RNA of Paramacrobiotus metropolitanus, 7782 nucleotides long. RefSeq lists its product as uncharacterized. The record is from RefSeq and is a predicted model, not a curated record. The transcript has 12 exons. Gene Ontology annotation, cellular component: membrane. Gene Ontology annotation, biological process: transmembrane transport; potassium ion transport. The coding region runs from base 1123 to 7575 and encodes 2150 amino acids. Gene Ontology annotation, molecular function: protein-containing complex binding; voltage-gated potassium channel activity. NCBI's taxonomy places the organism in Eukaryota, Metazoa, Tardigrada, Eutardigrada, Parachela, Macrobiotidae.